AUGUCGCGAGGCUUCUCACGCGGGAAUACAAUAUAUUUUGCAUCGAUACAAUUUUCUAAACGUAGUUUUACAUCUUCUAGGGAGGAGGUUGCGAAAAUAUUUCGUUUUCAGUGAAACAAACUACUUUUUUAGCCAGUACGAGUACGUUUCGCGCCGAGUCCUACGGGUAAUUUGCAUUUGGGCGGCUUGAGAACGGCUCUUUACAAUUAUUUGUUCGCAAAAAAGCACGGAGGGACUUUUAUUCUGCGAAUAGAGGACACGGAUCAGAAUAGGCUGGUGCCCGAAGCGAGGAAUUCUGUUAGUGAAGUGUCGAGGGAAGGAAGAAUUAAUAUUAAGAUAUUAGAUAUACGAAGCCCUGUACGCUCACGGUUUGAAGCCUGACGAGGGUCCAAGGGAAGGAGGCGAUUUCGGGCCUUAUGAGCAAUCAAAACGACGCGAUUUGUAUUCCGAAGCCGCUUCUCAGUUAUUGGAGUCGGGACAUGCUUACAGAUGCUUUUGCUCUUCUGAUGUCAGUGUUUUGCCCAGAAAAAAUAACUCUGAUGACAAUUUUCGGGGUUUUUGAAAAGAAUGCAUCAAGUUUCUCUUUUUUUCCGGUCUUGAAGGCUUCUGCGCCUUUAAAAAAUUUAUUCGAAGGUAGAAACUAUUAAAAAAAUGUUUUUUUUUUUUUUUUUUGAAUUCAUCCAGUCGAGAUAUUGCCAAUGACAAGAAGACAUUUCAUAAGAUUUUUUAUAAAACCAAAAAAUUCAACUAUAAACAAAUUAUUUCAUUUUACCGUUCAGAGUUGGAUAUAUAAUGAUCCAAAAAAAGGAAUAAUUUUUGAAAAAAAGUUUAUUUCAAGGUGUAAAAAUUUAUUGAGUUAAUAUUUGGAGACUUUCAGCGCCUGGAACUCCUUCGGAAAGACGCCUCCCGUCGAGGCCAAGUGCCCAAGUACGACCGCCGCUGCUUGGGCCUCGACCCGAGCACUUCCAAGGCGAUGGCUUCUGACGGCGUCGCCCACGUCAUCCGAUUCAAGCUCGAUCAGCAGGAUGUCAGCUUCAAGGUCGAUUUUUUCGCAUUUUUGAGGGUCUUUUUUUGAUAAUGAAAUUAAGAACUAAGGAAAUUAACAAUUGUUGCAAUAACUACGCUUUCAAAAAAAAAAAAAAAAACAGAAAGUUUAUAAUAUGCAUUCUCUUUUUCACUAUGUUUCUACAGUUGAAUAAACUAUGAUUCAAAUUUUGAAAAUUACGCCGUUUUCCCGGUUUUAGGUCGUUGUAUAAUGUUUUGCACUGCUUUUUUUUUCAAUUGUCUUCGACUUUUGAGUAAACCGGAAAUCGAAAGUAUCUGAGUGCAUAUUAGGAAAUGGGUGACUUUUUUUCUUAAAUUUUUGUUUUCAAGUUUAAAAUCUAGUAUCGUGCUGUUAAAAUCAAAGAUUUUUACCAAGUAUGUGUUCUGAAUAUCGAUCAGAAAAUUUAAAAUUGACAGAUUGUUGAAAGAAAUUUUAUUUCUUAUCUCUCGGAAAAAGUCGGAAUGGUGGAUAAUGGCCGCUAGAAAUGAGAGGCUCAAAAAAGGCCGCAAAAAGAGUUCCUGUAUCGAGCAUUCCAUUUUUUUUCUAGACUUUUAAAGGUCCAAAAAAUGUUAGAAAAAGGGUGCAUAAAAGCCGAUGAAAUGGCGCAAAAAAGGAACAUUUCUACGUAGCCCUUUCCGCCUAUGUGAAAUAAGGAAAAUGACAGGACGCCGUGUUCGGAGACCAGACCCAGACGAUCGACGAGAGCGACAUGAUCCUCCUGAAAUCCGACGGCUUCCCGACCUAUCACCUGGCGAACAUUGUCGACGACCACGCCAUGAACAUUUCCCACGUUAUCCGCGGUCUGGAGUGGCUCAGCAGCACGGGGAAACACCAAAAAUUGUACAAGUUCGUGGGGAUGAAACUUUGGAAAUUGAGACGUUUUUUUAAUUUAAAAAAAAGCUCUGUUUUUGCGCUGAAAUUCACUGAUAUUGAUCAUCGAAAGAUCGUCUUUCCCAGCUUUCAAAUAUAAUCGGUUCACGGCUGGCUUGAGCCAUCGAGAAAAGGGUCCUGCCACGAAAAGAGACGAGACAGUGCCCUGGUUGGUGGAGAGUGCAGACAGGCCACGCCUUUUUGUGUCCCAAGCUAGCCGUGAAUCGUCUAUAACUUGGGACGUCAAAGGGGCGUGGCCUGUCUGCGCUCUCCAUCAACCAGACACUGUCUCAUUUAUUAUCGUGUCAGGACCCUUUUACCGAUGGCUCAGCGGUGAACAACCUAUAUACCUUUGUAGUUUUUCAGAGCCUUCGCCUGGAAAGAACCCACUUUUCUGCAUCUGCCCCUCAUUAUGAAGACGAACGAGAAGAAGCUGUCGAAAAGGGACAAGGACGGCUACGCCAACUGGUACAUCGACGUCUUGGGAGUAUUGCCAAUAGCUACUUUGAAUCUUUUGGUAAUUUUCAAGUUUCAGAAACAAGUGGAAAGUACAAUAAUUCCUAUGGGCUACCAAUUUUUCCUAAUAUUAAAAUAAAAUUCACAUGGUUUUGAAAAGUUCCUGUAUGUAAAUUUUUUCAAAGCCUUAUAUACCUAGAAAUUUUUUUAAGCUUCAGAAAAAAAUAUAAACUUCAACUAGAUAUUAAUUUUUUUCGUCGCGUUCAAUAUUUUUCUAAGAACCUCCCCUUGAUAAAGUAAGUUUAAAAAAAAUUUUUUUCCAAAAAAACUCGACUUUUUUUCCCACAUGUGAAUUUUUUUCACGAAGCUUUUUUUGCCAAUAGGACAAUUUUUCUGAAAAAAAUAAAAAGAAUUUUUUUAACGUUAAUUAUCUAAUUUUUUUCCAUUCUAGGUAUCCAGAAAAAAAGUUUAUUGCUUUCAAACGGAACUAAAAUUUAUGAAGAAUCUUGAAAAAAAUUUUUUUGAAAACAAAAGAAAAAUUUUUUUCGAAUUCCGAUUAAAAAGGGAUUAUCCAGAUAUCAUAAACUUGAUUUUUUUAUCUUGGUUUUCAUUCGAUUUAUGAGUCAUAGGUUUGAAAAACUAAAGUUCAAAAAAAUUUUUUUGAACCUGAAAAAAAUGUUGAAUUUAAUGCAUUGAUUGCUAUCAUGAAUCGCUGUUUCAAUAACUAAAUAUUACUUCGAAAUGUUUUCCUCUACAAUUAUCAAAUAUUGAUAAUACGAGAAUCAAUGAAUGCCGUUCAGAUUCGAAAUGGGAGCGGCUUCAAAGAUUUCAAGCCGGAAAAUCUUUACUCAAUCGAGGAAAUGAUCGAGAACUUCGAUGCUUCUCUCAUUGGCCGACGGAAUCUUUUGGUUCAAAAAUUAUCUCUUCAAACAAUUUUUUGAAGUAAUUUCAGUUAGACCCUCACGUCCUGGACAAAUAUUCGCGUCAGGCCUUCCAACAGGCCGAUUUCGAGACGGUUUUGUACCCGGAAAUUGUCAAAAGACUAGGUAAAAAUACCAAUCCCGAGUUGUUGACGAAGGAAUAUGUUGGAAAGGUUUUGAAGGACCUUUUAGGUUGGAUUCGAUCAGAAAAAGGGUUCAGGUCGUGAAUUUUCUGAAGCAAAACGAGGAGGGAUUCGGGUUUUUGAGCGAUUUGAGUACGGGAAAAUUCCGCUGGUUUUUCACGCUUCCGACGUCGGCCGACCAGAUUCUGACGUCUUUUUCGGCCAAUGAUCUUGCUCCGAUUCUGGCGUCGCUCAAGGAUCCAGGUUGGUUUGGUUUUAGGAAAGGAUUCAGAAGGAAAAUUGUAAAAUAAUAAGAGGAUAUAGAAUUUUCUAAAAUUGUUUUCUGGUUUUUCUGAAAUUCCCAUGGAGAUUUUUCGCUUUGAUAUCUAGGAUUUUCGAAUUUUUAUUAGUUGCUCAUACAAUACACAAUGAGUUAUCGAUUUUUUAAGUGUCUCUGUUAAAAAAAUCUAUGGAUAUUGUAUUUUAAGAACCUAACAAAAAGUUUGCCCUCGAAAUGUGGAAAAAUUUUUUAAAAUCUAAAUCAUUUCUAAUUUUUUUAUUUUUUUAGAAAGUGUGAAACAUUUUUGAUUGAAGAAAAUUCCGCAAUUUUGAUUUUUGUAUAACUUUUGAACGCAUAAUUUCCCGAUUUACGAAGAAUAUUAACACUUUUCUCACUAACAGCAUUAUUUCUGAAAGCCGUAUGAAUUUCUUUCAUAACUGAAACUGUGAUUGGUGUCCAGUCGUAUAUGGGAGGAAUCGGUUUCAAAAUUCGUUAAUUUUUAGGGUUUUAAUGGACCUAAAAACAUGAGGUUUCUUAUGAAAAGGACAUUUUUUCAAGCAAAAAACUUUCGACAUUAAAAAAUUGAACUAUUCUAAAGACUUUUUCUCGAAUAUUUAUUGAUAAUUAGUAAUGAACUGAUUAAGGAUUCAGAUACAAAAAGCAAGAUCAAAAAUCGAACAGUUAGAAGCCGGAAUUUUCUCAAUUUACAUGAAUUUUCCUAGAAAAAGGCCUUUUAUUCAUCGUCAUACUAUCUCAAUGUUACGAAAAUGAACUGAUUUGAUAAUUACGUCAAAAAAAAAUUCAAGAAAUCUGGCACAACGACGGCUUCAAAAGGCUCGCCGAGAAGUUCGGCCUGCAACUCAGCCGUUUCCUGGGCCUCGUCCGAAUCUCGCUGAUCGACUCCAAACAAGGGCCGCCAAUAUCGGAACUUGUGCAAUUUUUUGGUGUCGAGGAGUGUGUCAAGCGGAUUUCCGUUAUGGAACGAUUAGUUGAGAAAAAUAAGUGA
Molecule: messenger RNA, 4699 nt
Organism: Caenorhabditis auriculariae
Lineage: Eukaryota; Metazoa; Nematoda; Chromadorea; Rhabditida; Rhabditidae
Source: the annotation of a GenBank genome assembly